AGUAUUCCCUCUGCUUUACUCUCUCUCUCUCUCUCUUCUACGGGUAGACUGCUCUGCCUCCGAAUUUCCAUAUCCGUGUCGGCGAAGUAGAGAGAGAAUGGAUUCGUCGGCGCCGGAAGCGAGCCGGAGGACGGCUCGGGCGUCGCUGGUAGAGUCAGUAAGGGAUUGCACGCUGGCGGGGGUUCGGAUUUCCAAGGAGGAGCUCCGGCGGAAGCUGACGAUGCCUGAGUACCUGCGGCUCGCCGUGACCGAUGCUAUUGAAUCAAAAGACAUCGAUGGUGCCGCCGACCGCCACCGCCUCUCAGCCGGCGAGUCCGCCGAGUCCCCGGAAUUUCCCCUCGUCGUGUUCAUCAAUCGGAAUAGCGGUGGCCGGCACGGGCCAAAGCUCAAAGCGAGGCUUCAGGAUUUGAUGGCCAAAGAGCAGGUUUUUGACCUUCAAUGUGUGGAGCCCGAUCAAUUUGUUGAGUAUGGAUUGAGAUGCCUGGAGAAGUUGGCUCUUGGGGACUUGUGUGCAAAACAGACUCGUGAAAAGCUAAGGGUUGUGGUUGCAGGAGGUGAUGGCACAGUGGGUUGGGUCUUGGGAUGCCUUGGAGAGCUUCACGUGCAAAGACGGGAGCCAGUUCCUCCCACAGCAGUUAUUCCACUUGGUACAGGAAAUGACUUAUCUAGGAGUUUUGGUUGGGGUGGCUCUUUUCCUUUUAACUGGAAGUCAGCAAUCAAAAACACUCUUGACAGAGCUGGUAGAGGCCAAGAGUGCCAUCUAGAUAGCUGGAAUAUUUCGAUAUCGAUGCCUGCUAAGGAAAUUGUGCAUCGACCUCAUUGUCUGAAACCUGUGAAAGAGUGUUACCUUGAUCAGGGACUAGAAAUAGGAGUUUUGCCUGAGAAAGUGUCUUACUAUAAAGGAGUGUUUUAUAAUUAUUUCAGCAUAGGAAUGGAUGCACAAGUUGCGUAUGGCUUUCACAAUUUACGUGAAAAAAAGCCUCACCUUGCAAAGGGUCCCGUCUCAAACAAGUUGAUCUACUCUGGCUACACUUGCGCACAGGGAUGGUUCUUUGCACCAUGCAUGAGUGAUCCAAAGUUAAGGGGACUUAAUAACAUUUUGAAGAUGUUCAUUAAGAAGACCAAUUGCUCCAACUGGGAAGAAGUUUCAAUUCCUCCAAGCUCUUCUUGGCUGCUGCUCUGUAACAGGACGAUCUAUUCUUCACCAUUGCCCCUCCCUGCUUUGGCGGACGUCACCAGACAGAAAGGACCCAGCUGCCAUCAGCAAACACCAGAUUCAUUAAGUUUGAAGAAACCUGCAAUUGCCCUUAUAUUGUUGCAGCACCAGAUCAUCAUCCUACUACUGUUGGCUAUGAUUGAAGACCCACAUCAAAUCAGUUCAAUCUGCUCUGCUCCAGAUCUGCCAUUGCUAGCUGGGCUUUGCUGGGUUCUUCUUCUCCUCUCUGGGAUCCUGUGUCUGGAACUCAUCGGCGAUGGGUUCUGGCAUUGUGUCAGGUCAAUAGUUGCUUUAAAUCUUAAUAACUAUGCAAGUGGAAGAAAUCCAUGGGGUAAGCUGAAGCCAGACUAUUUGGAAAAGAGAGGCUUUCGUCAGGCUCGUGUUGAUGAUGGUCUUCUAGAAAUAUUUGGCCUAAAACAAGGAUGGCAUGCUUCCUUUGUUAUGGCUGAUCUUAUCUCUGCAAAACACAUUGCCCAGGCUGCAAUGAUCCGAUUCGAGUUUAGAGGUGGAGAGCGGAAAGAAGCUUAUUUGCAAAUGGAUGGGGAGCCAUGGAAACAGCCAAUCGUUGAGGAUUACUCCGCAUUUGUGGAAAUAAAGGGAGUGCCAUUUCGGUCAGUUAUGAUCAAUGGGACAGUUUCCAGUUAAGCCCUCUGUCCUGGGAAUUCACUUUUUAUUUAUAAGUCUGUAAAUCUUAUUCAUUUUCUGACUGGCUUAUAGUUUAACUCAAUAUGAUAUCAGUUAUGGAGGGAGAACUUUAAAGUCUGACUAGUUAUUAGUGAAUCCAUUGUGAACAACUUGCUAAUUAGCUAGUCAUUUAGGAAUUUGAUUUAGGCGUUGACGACUCAUUGGUGGUGCCUCUUCCUCUGUAAUCCUUGUGAGAGAAGAUUGUGAGUUGAUUGAGAGGGGUCUAAUAAGCCUGUAGUUGGUACUUGUGAUUAUGCCACAUGGUGAUUGCCUUGUUGAAAUUUGGAACUGCAGCAGUUAUGUAUAAAUGUUACUCUUCGGUUGUCUGAUUGUGCCAAAA
This is a messenger RNA of Diospyros lotus (date-plum), 2240 nucleotides long. RefSeq names its product diacylglycerol kinase 7-like. The transcript is spliced from 13 exons. Gene Ontology annotation, molecular function: ATP-dependent diacylglycerol kinase activity. Bases 98 to 1861 code for a protein of 587 amino acids. NCBI's taxonomy places the organism in Eukaryota, Viridiplantae, Streptophyta, Magnoliopsida, Ericales, Ebenaceae. The record is from RefSeq and is a predicted model, not a curated record.